GGGAGGUAAAAAAAAUCUGCUGAUCAGCCAAUCUGCGGCACGUCUGUCGCUGCGGGUUUUGUUUUCCUCCUCCUCCUCUCCCUCUCUCCUUCCAUCCUGUUUUCCUCUUCUCCUCCUCCGCUCCUCCGCAGCGAUGCUCCGGUCCGCCCGGGCCGUCCUCGGUACUCUGUCUGCGGACAGGCAGUAGAACUGCGGGACGGUGCUGGUUCCUCCGCGGAGCGAUGGUGCAGAAAUCCCGCAACGGCGGGGUGUUCCCCGCGGCGCAGGCCGACCAGAAGAAGCUGAAGGUGGGCUUCGUAGGUCUGGAGGCCGGGGGGUCUGAGGUCAGCAGAGACGGAGCCCAGCUCAUUGCAGGUGGGGAUGAAGGUCCUCGCCGGCAGCGCAGCAGCGUCUCUGGAGUGAAGAGGCCACCGAAGCGAAACGCCGUCUACAGACGACUGCAGAACUUCCUGUACAACGUCCUGGAGAGGCCUCGAGGAUGGGCCUUCAUCUACCACGCCUACGUGUUCGUGCUGGUCUUCUCCUGCCUGGUUAUGUCUGUGUUCUCCACAAUCAGAGAGUAUGAGAAGUCUUCAGAGGACGCUCUCUACAUUCUGGAAGUGGUGACCAUCGUGGUGUUUGGGGUGGAGUACAUCGUGAGGAUCUGGGCUGCAGGUUGCUGCUGUCGGUACAGAGGAUGGAGAGGACGACUGAAAUUUGCCAGAAAACCUUUCUGUGUCAUCGACAUCAUGGUGUUGAUAGCGUCCAUCUCAGUAUUGGCUGCGGGGACUCAGGGGAACGUCUUCGCUACGUCGGCCAUCAGGUCGCUUCGUUUCCUGCAGAUUCUUAGGAUGAUCCGGAUGGACCGACGUGGGGGAACCUGGAAACUGCUGGGAUCAGUGGUCUACGCCCACAGCAAGGAGUUGAUUACUGCGUGGUAUAUCGGCUUCCUGUGUCUCAUUCUGGCCAGUUUCCUUGUUUAUCUGGCUGAAAAAGAGGACAACGAACAGUUUGAGACGUACGCAGACGCCCUCUGGUGGGGACUGAUCACCUUGACGACCAUCGGCUACGGAGACAAGUUCCCCAUCACCUGGAACGGACGCCUGCUGGCUGCAGCCUUCACGCUGAUCGGAGUCUCCUUCUUUGCUCUGCCCGCUGGGAUCCUGGGUUCUGGUUUUGCUCUGAAGGUUCAGGAGCAGCACCGUCAGAAGCAUUUUGAGAAGAGACGUAACCCAGCAGCCGGACUCAUCCAGGCGGCAUGGAGGGUUUACGCCACAAACCUGAGCCGAACUGAUCUGAAUUCAACAUGGGAUUAUUACAAGAGGACCGUCUCCGUCCCUAUGUACAGGUUGAUCCCUCCUCUCAAUCAGUUGGAUUUAUUGAGGAACCUCAAGAAUAAGUCAGGACUCUCGUUCAGGAAAGAUGCUCAGCCUGAACCUUCUCCCAGUCAGAAGGUCAGCCUGAAGGAGAGGGUCUUCUCGUCUCCCCGUGGUUCAGUGACCAAAGGGAAAGGUUCUCCUCAGCAUGUGGCCCCGGGUGUUACCCCUGGCGUUGGUCCUGGAGUUCCCGGAGUACUAGGGAGCGUCCAGGCCCUGCGACAGUCCCCCACCGUGGAGCUCAACCCGGAGGAGAGUCCCAGCAAGGUUCCAAAGAGCUGGAGCUUCGGAGAACGCAGCAGAACCCGACAGGCCUUCAGGAUCCGCGGGGCGGCUUCACGCCAAAACUCUGAAGUGCUGAUAGAGAUGCAGGAUGAAGAGUUCAGACAGAAGAGCUCCCCAGAUGCCAGCCUGCCAGGAGAAGACAUGGCCGACGACAACAAGAGCUGCCACUGUGAGUUCAUCCCUCAGGAUCUCACCCCGGGGUUAAAGGUCACCAUCAGAGCCAUCUGGGUCAAAGGUCACCAUCAGCUGUUGGGUAAGAGCAGCAUUAUGCGCUUAAUGGUGUCCAAGAGGAAGUUUAAAGAGAGCCUUCGUCCCUACGAUGUUAUGGACGUGAUCGAACAGUACUCAGCCGGACACUUGGACAUGCUCGCCCGCAUCAAGAACCUCCAGUCAAGGGUGGACCAGAUAGUUGGGAGGGGGACACCGACCGCAGACAAGGACCGUCCCAAAGCGGCCAACGAAGAGCUUCCCGAGGAUCCCAGCAUGAUGGGCCGGCUGGGGAAGGUGGAGAAGCAGGUGCUGUCCAUGGAGAGAAAGCUGGACUUCCUGGUCAACAUCUACAUCCAGCGGAUGGGAAUCCCCCAGUCCGAGACUGACGCCUACUUUGGACCCAAGGAGCCGGACCCGGCCCCCCCCUACCACAGUCCAGUGGAUCACCUGGAGAAGAGCCAGUCCAUCUCCAAGCUCCCACAGGGGUUGCCUGGCGACCACACUGAGAAGAAUCGUCAGGUGACAAAGAUGGUCCGCUCCAGCAGCUCCACCGGACACAGGAACAGCGGCGGCCCAACCUGCCCGCCCUCCACCUCCUGGCAGCCAAUCAGCUCCCAGCCCCACCAGCAGCUGCCACCCCCUGCCCACCGUAGCCGCGGCAACACUCCGAGUCCAGUGGGGGACGGGUCGCUGGUUCGACUGCCGCCUCCUCCGGCCGGAGAGAGACACGGCGGGAACCGACCCAAGCGGCACAGCGCCGGAGACCGGGUGGGGUCAGAGAGACCGGAGAAGGGAGGAGAGGCGGCCAAUGGGACGGGAGGUGGAGGCGGGGAGGUGAAGCCGGACAGUGAUGCCUCUAUUUCCAUACAGUCUGUGGACCAUGAGGACCUGGAGCACUCCUUCAGUGGCUUCUCUGCCUCUCAGUCCAAGGACAACCUGAACUUCCUCAACAAUGGCUUCUACUCCUCCGCUAACCACCAAGGAGGUGGAGGAGGAGGCGGAGCCACCAGCACCGCCACUCUCCGGCCAUACAUUGCAGAGGGGGAGUCGGACUCUGACUCUGAGCUCUGCGCUCCGUCGCCACACUCGGACCAGGACUGGACCGGGACCAAGUAGAGCCAAGUAAACGAGAGCUGAACCAGCAGAACAAUUGAAGUGACUGAAACUGUGAAGGGAAACAUAAAGAAGUACAAGUUAAACACCAGCUGGAGUCUUAGGAGUGAAGCAUCAUGGACAUGUCAACAGUACAAAUCAUAUGCACUGGUUUUAAUCAUGUGAAUGUUUUAACAGGAAAUGUUUGUUCUCACCAUCACUGGUUCACUGCUGUGACACGUGAUUGGUUUACUGCUGUGAUACGCUGGCGCGCAAUUGGUUUACUGCUGACACGCGAUUGGUUCACUGCUGUGAUACGCUGGCACGUGAUUGGUUUACUGCUGACACGCGAUUGGUUCACUGCUGUGAUACGCUGGCACGUGAUUGGUUUACUGCUGACACGCGAUUGGUUCACUGCUGUGAUACGCUGACACGCGAUUGGUUCACUGCUGUGAUACGCUGGCACACGAUUGGUUCACUGCUGUGACACGCUGGCACACGAUUGGUUCACUGCUGUGACACGCUGGAACGUGAUUGGUUCACUGCUGUGAUACGCUGGAACGUGAUUGGUUUACUGCUGACACGCGAUUGGUCCACUGCUGUGACACACUGGCACACAAUUGGUUCACUGCUGUGACACGCUGGCACACGAUUGGUUCACUGCUGUGAUACACUUGCACGCAAUUGGUUCACUGCUUAUAUUUACUGAGGCAAAGCAUCAUGGGAACAUGGAUGCCAAAGGACUCUGUUAUUCCCUUCUAGACCAUAAACACAGAUUUUCUUCAUUUGAUUUCCAUCAGUCCUUAGUCUAUUGUGACUAUUUCCAGUUGAUCUGUCUUUGUACUCUUAACAUUUAGACAAUACUACAUAGACUUUAAAUUAAUCUACAAUCUAAUGCAUUGAUUCAAAUGCCUUAAAAUCCACUAGGGUUCAAAGCUGAGGUGGCAAGCCUCCACCCAACAGAACAGCACAACGUACGGUCAAAUUAAACAGCAAAUGUUGUAUAGAAACGUGUGGAAUGCUAACGUCAGAAACAUACAUUAGCAGGCUAUUUGGGGACGGCCUUAGCAAAGGUUCUCUAUCACUAAGACGCAGCAUUUCAAACUCAGCAAUCCGUUUUUAUUUGCAUAAAGUAUUAUAUAUUUUUUUGUCCAUAGUGGAUAUCUACCCAGCCGGAUAUCAACGUUUUACAUACGAAAAUACAUUAAUAAAUCAGAAGUUGAUAAUUAGUCCCACAUUUCAUCAAAUCAUCAAUAUGUAAUCGAAUCAUCCCCAACAGCUAUUUUUUUUAUGAUUCAUAUGCAUGUAUCCAAACGGGUAAUCAACCCAGCGACAGGAAUGUAAAUGAUUAAAUGCUGAAGAGGUUUUUUUAUCGGAGACAAACUCAUCCGUCUCAGGAAAACUAAAACAGGACAAACCUACCAAAAUAAGAGUCUUUUACUGCUUAAGCUCCUUUGCUUUUCUCAAGACACAGAGUUCAACAUUUCUGACCAGCAGUAGAGCUAAAAACCUAAAGUUUUUCCAGAAGCCACAGAUACCAGGCGUAAACUUGGUGUCGUCAUCUGGAAGAUGACGGACAGGUAUUGAGGCUUAAGUUUAUCCACCGAAUGUAAGAUAAACAUUAUGUUUAUCAACUGCAUCGACAUUUCUCAGCAAAGCUUGAAUGUCGGCACAUUUCAUUUUGAGUUUUGUUUUUUCCAACAAAGACAACAUAUUUAAACCCUUUUUUACAGAAGUAAACACCUAAUUUUGUUUCCACGGUAACUGUUGGUCAGUUCAGACGACAUUUCUUUAUUUUGGGGAAAAAGCAGUCUUCAUCUUGUUUCACACAAGCAGUAUCUCUGUACAGAACUUUGCCUGUUUGUAUUUCAAUAUUAAUUAAAAACAUUUAAAC
Pungitius pungitius (ninespine stickleback) is the source of this 4836-nucleotide messenger RNA. RefSeq names its product potassium voltage-gated channel subfamily KQT member 2 (gene kcnq2b). Bases 222 to 2966 code for a protein of 914 amino acids. Gene Ontology annotation, cellular component: membrane; voltage-gated potassium channel complex. The transcript is spliced from 20 exons. NCBI's taxonomy places the organism in Eukaryota, Metazoa, Chordata, Actinopteri, Perciformes, Gasterosteidae. Gene Ontology annotation, biological process: potassium ion transmembrane transport. The record is from RefSeq and is a predicted model, not a curated record. Gene Ontology annotation, molecular function: voltage-gated potassium channel activity.